Solenopsis invicta (red fire ant) is the source of this 3816-nucleotide messenger RNA. RefSeq names its product THAP domain-containing protein 1. NCBI's taxonomy places the organism in Eukaryota, Metazoa, Arthropoda, Insecta, Hymenoptera, Formicidae. The record is from RefSeq and is a predicted model, not a curated record. The coding region runs from base 1481 to 2380 and encodes 299 amino acids. The transcript is spliced from 4 exons.
CAUAUUUCAUUUUUUCGAUAACGUAUAUAAAUUUGAUUAUCAGUUAUAUAAACGUAUCGGUAUAAAAUUUGACAAGUCAUCACGAGGGAUCAGUUUGCAGCGGUUAAACAAUAUUUACCGGGGUUGCGAGUUAGAUGGGUAACUGUUUGGAAAUUUUCGAAAAAUAUCCUAAGAAUAGAAAUCUUUUUGCAAAAAUUAUUUUUUAAGAUAUUACAAAAAUAUUAUUUUACUUACGUAGAUUUACCACGUAAAAAAAAACGUGGAUUCCACGUACUUGUUUUUAUCGGGUUACUUCAACAUUGAAUCGACGUCGAAACGAUAGUUGAAUAGUCAUUGAUAUUUGUUACGCUUUCGAUAUCGAAUCGACCAGAAUUUUGACAUUCGGUUUUCGACGUUGAUUCAACAUCGUAUCAACUAGACGUUUCUGAUUGGAAUUGCUUCCCGUUUACGUGCAAUUGAGAGAUUUCUCAUUUUAUGCUCGACUGCUUGGGCAUUGAAUCGAAAACAGCGCAAACAGGAACAUAUAAUUUUCUGUACUUGAUUCCUGUCGUCAAGUAACCAAAAUUUCUACUGAACGAGAAGUGUAGUUAAUAUACCAAAAUGAUGAUGCCUUUUGUGCGUUUCGUGAACAAUACUAUAGAUCAAACGAUGUUGGCUUGAAAGCAAAAUUUAAUGUUUUUGAGCGAAGGACAUAUUUAAAGCUUGAAGUCGUCCUCUGAUCACAUUGUUUUUGUCUAAAAAUAAGUUAAAACUAGCAAUUUUAUUUGUGUGACUCAAGUUUUUAUUUUUUAUUUUUGCAAUUUUGUUGGCAAAUCGGCUAACCUGUAGACAUUUUAAUAUUCGAAUUUUGGCCUCGUCUAAUUUUUUUUCGUAUGUAAUGGACCGGAAUAUUCGUUAAUAAUCCGAAAAUGAAGGCAAUACGCAACAAUUCUACGCAACUUGUAAUAGGAGGAAUAUUUAUGCAUUAAUCCAAAAUCGAUUAACUUUUGUUAUUAAACAAACAUUCCUUUUCAGUUCCAGUAUUUCAAUCAUUUUGUGUCUUUCUUUUGUGGUAAAAAAGGUGUCUAGCGGAACAAUAUUUUCAGGUGUUCACAUUAUUAAAACUAUUACCUUAUCUUCAAGCAAUGCAAUCAGCGACUUCAUAAUUCCGAUAACGGACAUGUUCAAAUACGUUGAAAGCUGCAAACGGACUUCACGACACAGAGCGAGUGAAAAACGUGUGAUUCGAGAAAACAGUGAGCGUCGCAAAACAAAUUCCUAUCGCGCGCUGAUCGCUGACCGCACAGCAAACUGAGUUGGUUAGUUCAGUCAAUUGUGUCAUCAACCUAGUCGGUAACAUGAUAUAAAUACAAGGGUAUGCUCUUCUGAUGGACGAGUUUAGAACAUUCUUGCGCAGCAGCCUGCUUACGUCACAUUUGUACAGCCUCGGCUACGUUCAGAUCACUUCGGCGCGAUAAAAUAUGGCUGCAGCAGGCAUGUAAUGACAUAUGGGUUGUUGCUUUUUACAUUUUGUGUGCUGUGCGCUGUGACAAUGAGUGCUUGUGCAGUGAAAGGUUGUAACAAUUCUUACCGAAAAAGAAUAAUAAUAGAAGGAAAGCCAGUGAAAUAUUUUAGGUUUCCCAAAGAUAACGCAAUUGCUGUAAAAUGGCGUGAAGUGUGCAAAAAUGGUGUAAAUAUGACUUAUGGAAGGAUAUGUUCUAAACACUUCGACGCAUCGUGCUACGACAAGCCUGCACAGCAUGUAGCUUUGAAUUAUUCUCCUUUAAGAGGACGAAAGUUAAGAUUGGAUGCAAUCCCCACAUUGCAUUUAUUUUCAGAAUUGCAUGUGGUUAAAGGACUAGAUGCAUGUGCCGAAGAUGCACCUAAAACAAUAUUGGAUUGUAUUAUCGAAGCAACACCAUCAACAACUCUCAAAAUAAUAUCAGAGAGUAUUGCUGAAACAGAACCAUCAACUGCUAAAUCUCAACCCGCAAUAUUGGAUAGUAUUGCAGGAGAUGCAAUAACAACAGCUACUACUGCAGAUUAUUUUACGCUAGUAAAAAAUCUACAAGUGGAGUUAGCGAAAACAAAAGAGGCGCUUAUGCAGUCCGAGAAGAAGAAAGAAAAACAGAUAAAAGAAAAAGUUCAAGAAAAUAUGUACAGAUUACUGAAGCACGUAUUUACGCCAGGACAGAUUCAAAUGCUGUUAAAUCCACAAAAGAAACGUGUCGUCUGGUCUUCCGAAGAUAUUGCAAGUGCGAUAUCAUUAAGGAGCGUUAACCCAAAGGCUUAUCGGUAUUUGCGUAAUGUUGUAAAAAUACCGCUCCCUGGUCUGACAACAAUCCGAAGAUGCACCGCAUUUGUUGAAACUACUACGAAAUCGAUCAAGGAUUCAACAUAGAUGAUCGUCUAAUAGAUAAGAAAUGUAUCGAAAAAGUUUUAGCGAUAAAUGUCAAAGAUUUAAAAGUCGCAUUUGCGAUAUCGCAGUAUCACUUAGAUGUAAAAGGAUCCGAGCGACAAAAAGUCCUUCCUGCUGCUCAAUUAUUGUCAAACAAGACAGCUUGUGCGAUUGAAUGGUGUGGGCAGAAACAUUAUUUAGAAAAUACAAAUUGGGAAGAAACAUCAAAUUUUAUAAAAUUAUGCAACAAUUGGUUUGAUGUUUUUAAUUCUUCGAAUAUGUAUGGUAAACACGAAAGCAAAAAUGCGUAUAGCAUUGAUUUGCAAAAACAAAAUGCGAUUUUGUACCAAAUGAUGGAUUUCAUGCAAAAAAUAAAAAUUGGAAAGCAUAAAAAGUUACUAUUAUUCCAAAAAGGCAUUAUUGUUAGUAAUAAUUCAUUAGAACAAUUGUUAUUAUAUUCAAAAGAAAGGUAUUCUAAUGAAAAUUUUGUUAUGAAAUACGUUAUCACAAGGCAUCUAAAUCAAGACUUACUGGAAAACUUUUUUUCCUUUAUUCGAGCUACUGGAUGUGCAUACGAUCACCCCACGGCAUUAGAUUUUAAAUAUAGGCUCAAGAGAUAUAUUUUAGGAAAACACUCGACUAAUCUUUUUUGUAGAACUUCUAAUGUAACGACAAGUGAAUCAAAUGUGUCUUGCUUCAUGUCUCCGUUGGGUACCGAAAAUUCUUUGGUACUACGUACUGAAAGUUCUUCGGUACUUAAUGGAGACACGAAACAAGAUACAUUUGAAGAGCAAGUCUUAAGCAAUAUAUUGGCUUCAUAUAUUGCUCAAGAAGAGCCAUCACAUUUUGUUGAAGACCAGUUUGCACAUUAUGUCGAUGGUGAAAAUGAUAAUCCUUCUCUAUGCGAUUUAAGUUCGUUCAACAUGUCUGUUGAACAAGAGGAACUUUUAAAAUCGUUAGAUGAGUUGGAUGUCAUUGACAUCAUAGAAGAUGAAGAUUUAAAAUACGUCUGGCUACGUAGCCUAUAAAUUUAAACAUAAAUAUCCUUACUUAGGUACAAAAACAUGCUUCUUGCAAGUUAAUGUAGCCAGUCUAAAUCAUUUAGACCAUGGCUACAGUUUAUUUCACGUGGCAAUUGUAUAUAUCUCUCUAAAGAACUAUUAGAAACUGCGCGCGUUAUGAAUAUAAAGUUCAGUAAAUUCCACGGUUCGUCACUUUGUAUAAUAAAAAUAAAUUUAUUUUUAAUACAUUGGCUGGAAAAAUAAUAGGUUUAAUACAUCUUAUUGAAAUACCUAAAGAGGUAAUAUUGUGUUUGAUAAGAACGCGAACGUACAUUCGUGUACGUGAAAUAAAUUGUACGAUUUCUAUACAAAAUAGAAAUAGACAUAAGAAAAAAAAAUUGUCAAAAUUUGUCAAUAAUAAAAUUACAUAGAGAGAUA